CACGAUACACUUUCCACAAAACCUAGAUUAGACAAAAAGAUCAUUUCCUCCCAUCAACAAACCAAAGUUUCCGAAUGGAAGAACAGAACACUGGAACAACAUGGGUGAUGAAUUUAAGCAUCGUCACCCUCUUCGUCAACAUCACUACAUACCUACACCAGUUAACGCGGGUAAUGUGUUAUUCCGUAUAGAUACCUUGAUUUUGAAAUCAAAUAAAUUAUUGUUGUAACAUUAUCAAAACUAAAAAUUAUAGUUAUAUUUUCUCUCUCCUAUACACUCAUGAAGUUGCUCCCACGUUUGUUAGCGCUAAUUUUGGCUAAUCAAAUUAUUUUCUGUCAUUCAGAAUGCUCCUUUCAUUUGGAAUUACAUCUGUAUUAUUCCGCAUUUCCUCAAUUUAGAAACCCUCAAAAAAAGGAACAAGUGAAUUAGGUUUCACAAACUUUUCAUAUCAGAUUUUGCCUGAAAAGAGAUUUUGGUGCACAUAAAGAUUGUUGUGUUUGCUGGGAAAUUGGAGGAGAAUAUUGGAGGUUGGGCAGAAUUAGGAUAUUUGUAUGAAUUUGCAUGCCUCAAUGUUGUAAGGAAGGAGUAUUCUAAGGAAAAGAUAGAUGGCUUCAUCCCCAAAUUCUCAACCUGAAAGCCCUCCUCCAUCUCCUCCAUCUCCUCCGUCUCCUCCAUCUCCGGACGCUGCUUCUACACUAGCUCCUGUCCUUACAAAAUUAAUACCACCUAUCCAAUCACCUCCGGAAAACGACUCAGCUGUUCCUCCUCCAUCCAAUGAUCCCCCACCACCUCCACCGGAAACUUCUCCUCCACCGGUUGUCACUGCACCACCACACUCACCACCCCCUGCGCCACGCUCACCACAUUCACCACCUUUGUCUCCGCCACCAUCUUCUCCUCCACCCUCAUUACCUGUUAAUUCCCCUCCACCAGCCUUCUCCCCACCUUCUCCUGUAACGCCUGCACAAUCUCCCCCUGUUGCUUCCCGACCACCGCCUUCUCUAUCUCCCCCAGAACCUCCUGGCUCACCCCCAGUCUUUUCUCCACCAGAUUUUUUCGCCCCUCCUCCACCUGUGAACUCUUCUCCAACAGUGCCAUCCGUCUCCACUCUUUCUCCUCCAAGACCUCCAACUGACUCUUCUACCCCCGACACUUCUACGCCCGACUCUUCUACUCCUGACUCUUCCACGCCUUCUAGGUCAGUACCAAGACCAACAACACCAUCCGGGAGUACUGGCUCGGGUACAACAGUGAGUUCUUCUGCUAGUCCCCCUCCUGACAAUGGAGAAACAGUUAAGACAGGAAUAGCCAUCGGGGUUGUGGCAGCUGUUCUCAUAAUUGGCUUUUUUCUGGCCAUUGUGUGCUUGCGAAGGCGAAAAACAAGACACAUCCGACAUAAUUCAGUGUACAUGUUGCCAUCCCCAUAUACCUCUUCGCAGAGUUCGGGUACCUCUUUUGUAAAACCAUAUGACGGUGGUGGCGAUUUUUUAAACUCAUCAUCAGAUACUGCUGGAAUAGGCAAUUCAAAAACAUGGUUUUCAUAUGAGGAGUUGGAUACUGCCUCAGAAGGCUUUUCUGCACAAAAUAUUUUGGGGGCUGGUGGAUUUGGUUGUGUAUAUAAAGGUUCUUUGCAAGGUGGCACAGAAGUAGCUAUAAAGAAGUUGAAAGAUAAUAGUGGGCAAGGAGAUCGUGAGUUUAAAGCAGAGGUUGAGAUUAUCAGCCGUGUGCACCAUCGCUAUUUGGUUUCCCUUGUGGGUUAUUGUAUAACUGAUCAUCAAAGAUUGCUUGUCUAUGAAUUUGUUUCUAAUGGCACCCUUCAUUACCACCUCCACAAUACAAAAAAGCCAUGUAUGCCAUGGAGCCUCCGAGUCAGGGUUGCUUGUGGUUCUGCUAAAGGAAUCGCUUACCUCCAUGAAGAUUGUCAUCCACGGAUCAUUCACAGGGAUAUUAAAACUGCUAACAUACUUAUAGACAACAAUUUUGAUGCUAAGGUAGCUGAUUUUGGGCUGGCAAAAAUAGCACAGGAGCUGGAAUGCAACACACAUGUAUCUACACGUGUCAUGGGAACUUUUGGCUACAUGGCACCUGAAUAUGCAUCCAGCGGCAAGCUGACUGAAAAGUCUGAUGUAUUCUCAUUUGGAGUAGUCCUUCUAGAGAUUAUAACGGGACGCAAGCCUGUUGAUGAAACCAGGCCAUUAGGAGAUGAGAGCUUAGUUGAAUGGGCUCGUCCUUUGAUGACUGAGGCGUUGGAAAACCAAAACUUUGAUGGACUUGCUGACUCAAGAUUGCAAGGGAACUAUGAUAGAGGUGAGAUGUUUCGGAUGAUUGAAGCAGCAGCUGCUUGUGUACGGCAUUCAGCUGUAAAGAGGCCAAAAAUGAGCCAGGUGGUGAGAGCGUUGGAUACAAUGAACGAGCUAUCAGAUAUAUCGAAUGGCAUGAAACCGGGCCAAAGUGGGAUCUAUGAUUCAAGAGAGCAAUCGGCACAAAUAAGAAUGUUUCAGAGGAUGGCGUUUGGAAGCCAAGAGUUCAGUUCAGAAAAUAACAAUAACAGCCAGACUAGUUGGUCUGGAGGGAGAAGUGUGGUAACCGGAGGCAGGAGUGGACAAGUAUAAGUUACAAAUGUGAGAUAAUUUUUUGGUUUAUUUAUGACUCAUCGCGUAUCUUGCUGAGAGGGAUAUUAUCCGAUGAUGCAUACUAAAGAGGAACGAUGAGUCCAUCCCCCUUGAACUCGAGAACACACAUGGGGAGAGAAAGAAUGCUGAAGACUUGGUGAUGGUUGUUCCUUGGCUUUGACAAUUAGAUUUGUAGGGAUCAAUCCAGAUCUUGUAUCCAUAACUGUAAAGUAUCCACUCAGUUUUUUUAUCCUUCUGGGGAUAACAUAAUUUGAGGUUGUUUAAGGGUGUCUUUGCAAUUGUAAUCUCCCUUCUUCUUCCUCUAUCUUCUGCUUCCUUACUCUUUUUUUUCUUCUUUGAGUAUUCUUUGGCCA
Messenger RNA from Spinacia oleracea (spinach), 2986 nucleotides. Its product is annotated as proline-rich receptor-like protein kinase PERK8. Bases 606 to 2612 code for a protein of 668 amino acids. Gene Ontology annotation, molecular function: protein kinase activity; ATP binding. The transcript has 9 exons. Gene Ontology annotation, biological process: protein phosphorylation. The record is from RefSeq and is a predicted model, not a curated record. NCBI's taxonomy places the organism in Eukaryota, Viridiplantae, Streptophyta, Magnoliopsida, Caryophyllales, Amaranthaceae.